AUGGAAAACCGGGUCAUAAACAUGAACCUCUCAUCUUUAGGACUAAAGGGUAAGUUCCCAAUUGGAAUUUCCCAUUGUAAUGGCUUAAUGUCUUUAGAUCUUUCAAAUAACCACUUUUAUGGGUCAAUCCCUAGUAAUAUCUCUACAAUGGUCCCGUUUUUGGUCACUCUUUCUUUGUCUUCCAAUCGUUUUAACGGCGAGAUUCCGGCGAGUUUAGGGAAUUUCUCUUAUUUGAAUGCGCUUGAGCUUGAUCAUAAUCGGCUUUCUGGUCGAAUUCCGGCUAUAAUUGGGAAACUUCAAAGGAUUAUGGAGUUUAAUGUUGCUGAUAAUCUCUUGGUUGGACCUAUUCCUCAUUUUGUUAAUACUGGGAUGAAGGCUAAUGCAACAAGUUAUGCUAAUAAUCCUGGGCUUUGUGGUUACCCUCUCAAGCCUUGCAAGGCUUAUUAA
Molecule: messenger RNA, 447 nt
Organism: Spinacia oleracea (spinach)
Lineage: Eukaryota; Viridiplantae; Streptophyta; Magnoliopsida; Caryophyllales; Amaranthaceae
Product: probably inactive leucine-rich repeat receptor-like protein kinase At5g48380
Exons: 1
Coding region: 1-447 (148 amino acids)
Molecular function (GO): protein binding
Source: RefSeq, a predicted model, not a curated record